AUGAAGGGCAAGGAGGAGAAGGAGGGUGGCGCGCGGCUAGGCGCCGGCGGCGGCAGCCCCGAAAAGAGCCCGAGUGCGCAGGAGCUCAAGGAGCAGGGCAACCGGCUUUUCGUGGGCCGCAAGUAUCCGGAGGCGGCGGCCUGCUACGGCCGCGCCAUCACCCGGAACCCUUUGGUAGCAGUGUACUACACCAAUCGGGCCCUGUGCUACUUGAAGAUGCAGCAGCCUGAACAGGCGCUGGCUGACUGCCGGCGUGCCCUGGAGCUGGACGGGCAGUCUGUGAAGGCGCACUUCUUCUUGGGGCAGUGCCAGCUGGAGAUGGAGAGCUAUGAUGAGGCUAUCGCCAAUCUGCAGCGAGCCUACAGCCUGGCCAAGGAGCAGCGGCUCAACUUUGGGGAUGACAUCCCUAGCGCUCUGCGCAUUGCUAAGAAGAAGCGCUGGAACAGCAUCGAGGAGCGGCGCAUUCACCAGGAGAGCGAGCUGCACUCCUACCUCACUAGGCUCAUCGCAGCUGAGCGUGAGAGGGAGCUGGAAGAGUGUCAGAGGAACCAUGAGGGUGAAGAGGAUGAUGGCCACAUCCGGGCCCAGCAGGCCUGCAUCGAGGCCAAGCACGACAAAUACAUGGCAGACAUGGACGAGCUUUUCUCUCAGGUGGACGAGAAAAGAAAGAAGCGAGAUAUCCCUGAUUACCUGUGUGGCAAGAUCAGCUUUGAGCUGAUGCGGGAACCCUGUAUCACGCCAAGCGGUAUCACCUAUGACCGCAAGGACAUUGAGGAGCACUUACAGCGUGUGGGCCACUUUGACCCUGUGACCCGGAGCCCCCUGACCCAGGAACAGCUCAUCCCCAACCUGGCUAUGAAGGAAGUCAUCGACGCGUUCAUCUCUGAGAACGGUUGGGUAGAGGACUACUGAGACCUCGUGCCCUGCCUUGCCUGGCUCCCUGGCCCAGAAGCAUUCUGGGACGAGAGCCCUAGUCCUUGUACAUAGUUUGUGUCCUUAGGCCUGCCUCAUCAGUUCUGCUGGCGGGCUCUGGACUGCUCCUCCUCUCAGCAUAGCCCUUGCUGGGCAGUGAGCCUCCCAUCCUCCUUCUGGGCUGGAAAAGCAGGUGAGGGUGGGUUGGGUUAGGCUACUGCUGCUGCCACUGUCCUGUAAUAAAAUCUGUGAGCACUAUGUGGG
Messenger RNA from Castor canadensis (American beaver), 1176 nucleotides. RefSeq names its product STIP1 homology and U-box containing protein 1 (gene Stub1). Gene Ontology annotation, cellular component: Z disc; cytoplasm. Lineage: Eukaryota; Metazoa; Chordata; Mammalia; Rodentia; Castoridae. Gene Ontology annotation, molecular function: protein-folding chaperone binding; ubiquitin protein ligase activity. Gene Ontology annotation, biological process: positive regulation of proteolysis; proteasome-mediated ubiquitin-dependent protein catabolic process; cellular response to misfolded protein. The record is from RefSeq and is a predicted model, not a curated record.